Trematosphaeria pertusa is the source of this 1518-nucleotide messenger RNA. Its product is annotated as carbon-nitrogen hydrolase. NCBI's taxonomy places the organism in Eukaryota, Fungi, Ascomycota, Dothideomycetes, Pleosporales, Trematosphaeriaceae. Gene Ontology annotation, molecular function: catalytic activity. The record is from RefSeq and is a predicted model, not a curated record. The transcript has a single exon. The coding region runs from base 115 to 1512 and encodes 465 amino acids.
CAAUCAUUCCACCACAGAACUCACCCUCCCACCAUUGCAACACUCUCAUUCCCUACUCCAUCCUCCCACCGCAGCAGGCCAUUCAUCAGCCGCUGCAUAUUCUCCGCCUCAACCAUGCCGCAGAAGCUCAAAAUCGCCUCCGCCCAAAGCCGCACGCUCUCCACAACCGCCGAAACGCUCCGCGCCCUCGAACGCACUACGCGCGACGCCGCCGCGCAAGGCAUCGACAUCAUCCUCUUCCCAGAAGCCUACCUAGGCGGCUACCCACGGACAUGUACCUUCGGCAGCGCCGUGGGUUCGCGCACGGAGGAGGGCCGCGACCAGUUCCUGCACUACUUCCACGCCGCGGUCGAUCUGGGGGACACGCCAGCCGGCGCGGGCGAGGACUGGGUGGAGAAGAGACUGGAGCUGCCGAGGGGCAAGAAAUACCGCGGGGACGGCACGAGGGAGGAAUUGGAGCGUAUAGCGCGCGAGACGGGCGUGUUCGUUGUGACUGGGCUGGUUGAGCGCUGCGCGGGCACGCUCUACUGCGGCGUGGUGUACGUCUGCCCCAGGCUCGGUGUCCUCGGGAAGAGGCGCAAGGUUAUGCCUACGGGCGCCGAGCGCUUGAUUUGGGGCCAGGGCUCGCCGGCUACACUGCGCGCUGUCACGACGGAAAUCAGGGGCGUGCGGGUGUGCAUGGCGGCUGCGAUUUGCUGGGAGAAUUACAUGCCUUUGCUGCGGCAGGCGCUGUACUGCCAGAAUGUGAACCUGUGGUUCGCGCCGACGGCGGAUGCGCGGGAUACAUGGGAGAGCUUGAUGAGGACGGUGGGCGUCGAGGGGCGGUGUUUCGUCGUCUCCGCCAACCAGUGCGUGAAGAAGUCACAACAGCCAGAGUGGAUCACGGGGAGCAAGAAGGAGGAGCAGACCGGAAAAAGCGAGGUGUCAUACGCACACGCAGAGACGCAAAUGAACGGAACGCAUACCCACCCAUUGCACGCCGCGGAGCACAGCCACGCAGAGCAGCCCCAUCCGCGCAGCAGACGAAGAAGCACCAUCACCAUCACCGAAGACGGCAAGCACGAAAUCUGCUGGCCCAUCGUCGAAGAAAAAGACGCCCCCACCAGCGCCGCUGACUCUACCAUGGCCGACGGCGAAGCCUCCGCAGUCGUCGAAGAAUACUCCGCCCCGCCCUCGCCCACCACCGCCGCCGCCGCGAACGCUCGCCCGCCCCUCCCCCCGCCCAAGCCCUGGAACAUCGACUACCGGGUGCACCCCUCGCUGAUGCACGUGCACCACCACGCGCGCGGCGACGAGUUCGUCUGCCGCGGCGGGUCGUGCAUCGUCGACCCGUUUGGCGGGGUGCGCGCGGGCCCGCUGUGGGAGCGCGAGGACGAGCUGUUGGUCAGCGAGUGCGAUUUUGAGGACUGUGAGAGGGGACGCCUCGAUUUGGAUGUCGCGGGGAGUUAUGGAAGGUUGGAUAGCUUUUGGUUGAGGGUGGAGGGGCUGGAUUUGGAUCCGCCGCCGGCUUGAUGGGAG